GAUCUAUGUCAGAGGUUGGAUGGCGGCCAGAUCUCCUCCUUCCCCACAGCCUCCCCGACACAGUGACCUACUUUUCCCUCACAGCAACACAGAAACAUUGGGAGGGGGGGGGAAGCGUCUCAGAGAAAAAGCCAUCAAGCAGCCUGCACAGUGUGACAGAUCUUCUUAAGCAAACUACGCAGACAGCCAGUUUCUUUUUCCUCAUACAAACUGCAGCAGCAGCAAGCCAAGAAAAGCCUACAGGGCAAAGCAACGCGCCAUAUAUAAGCUAGAAAGUGAAAGUGGACGAAUGCUGGUGAAUGCCCCAUGGCAGCGGUUACCUCAGUUCAUACAUCCAGUGCAAGUUAUAACUUGGAAGCAUUUUUUAGAAUGAAACGAGGUAGAGUAACAGUAACAAUUGAUAGUCAACUUGUAAAAUCACCACAAAGAAUGAAAAAACAGAAAAUGGAGAGCCCAUCAUCAAAGAUGUGCAAAGCACAAAUGCAGUCCUGCACGUUAGACUGGGGCAAUCUGCCACACCAUGUUGUGCUGCAUAUUUUUCAGUAUCUUCCUUUAGUAGAUCGUGCUCGUGCGUCAUCUGUGUGCCGGCGAUGGAAUGAAGUUUUUCAUAUCCCUGAGCUGUGGAGAAAGUUUGAGUUUGAACUGAAUCAGCCAGCUACUUCAUACUUGAAAUCCACCCACCCUGAUCUCAUUCAACAGAUUAUCAAAAAGCAUGCAGAUCAUCUUCAGUAUGUUAGCUUUAAGGUUGACAGUUGCACUGAGUCGGCAGAAGCAGCUUGUGAUAUUCUUUCCCAGCUUGUGAACUGUUCCAUCAAAACCCUCGGACUCAUAUCAACGGCAAAACCCAGUUUCAUGAAUGUAUCUAAGUCUCAUUUUGUCUCUGCACUGACAGUAGUUUUUGUGAACUCGAAGUCCCUGUCAUCCAUAAAGAUUGACGACACGCCUGUUGACGACCCUUCGUUAAAGGUUUUGGUAGCAAAUAACAGCGACACUUUGAAACUACUUAAAAUGAGCAGUUGUCCACACGUCUCUCCUGCUGGAAUUCUGUGCGUGGCAGAUCAGUGUCAUGGCCUUCGAGAACUAGCACUUAAUUACCAUCUUCUGAGCGAUGAGCUAUUACUGGCCCUUUCCACCGAGAAGCACGUUCGCCUCGAACACCUUCGCAUUGACGUUGUAAGUGAAAAUCCAGGUCAAACACAAUUUCAUACAAUUAAGAAACAAAGCUGGGAUGCGCUUAUCAAGCAUUCACCAAAGGUGAACAUUGUCAUGUACUUCUUUCUGUAUGAAGAGGAAUUUGAUGCAUUCUUCAGAGAAGAGACUCCUGUCACUCAUCUUUACUUUGGUCGGGCAGUAAGCAAAGCAAUGCUUGGACGGAUCGGUAUGAACUGCCCACGCCUAAUUGAGCUGGUUGUGUGCGCCAAUGGGCUUCAACCGUUGGAUGAUGAGCUUAUUCGAAUUGCAGAUCGAUGCAAGAACUUGACUGCUAUUGGUCUUGGGGAGUGUGAGGUCUCUUGCAGUGCAUUUGUAGAGUUUGUAAAAAUGUGUGGAAGGAGACUCACCCAGCUAUCCAUUAUGGAAGAAGUACUCAUUCCUGAUAACAAAUACAACUUGGAGCAAAUUCAUUAUGAAGUUUCAAAGCAUCUUGGCAGAAUGUGGUUUCCAGAUAUGAUGCCUACUUGGUAGGCAAGCCGGUAUAAAGCAUGAAGCUUCAGAAUUCCGUUGGCCUUCGGUUCUGCUUACUAUGCAACAGUCAGAUUCUAAAAUAUAUGGUGAAAAUACUGCUUGAUUGGCAUGGUUUGUACUGGAUAAAAACUUUGCACGGAUGAUGUGAUUGUCUGUGAAGGUCUCAUUCAUCCAGGCCAUGGUAUAUAGCAGGGAUCCCCAACCUUUCUUACUCGUGAGCCACAGUAUAAUGUAAAAAG
Xenopus tropicalis (tropical clawed frog) is the source of this 1922-nucleotide messenger RNA. It is a transcript of the gene fbxl21, whose product is annotated as F-box and leucine-rich repeat protein 21. Gene Ontology annotation, cellular component: cytoplasm; nucleus. The record is from RefSeq and is a predicted model, not a curated record. The coding region runs from base 307 to 1683 and encodes 458 amino acids. Gene Ontology annotation, biological process: regulation of circadian rhythm. NCBI's taxonomy places the organism in Eukaryota, Metazoa, Chordata, Amphibia, Anura, Pipidae. The transcript has 7 exons.